Molecule: messenger RNA, 774 nt
Organism: Suillus subalutaceus
Lineage: Eukaryota; Fungi; Basidiomycota; Agaricomycetes; Boletales; Suillaceae
Exons: 2
Coding region: 371-592 (73 amino acids)
Source: RefSeq, a predicted model, not a curated record
UGUGAGACCAGCCCGGCAGCGACAUAGUCAACAUCACUCUUGAAGAGGCGAGCAUCGAGAGCGUGUUGACGAAGGGCUUUGGUUGCAGAAGAGCAAUUGUCUUUGGAACGGCGACUCGUGUGGUGCUUAUUGGUAGGUUGUGGAAUACCAUACGUUACAUGGUUUUGAUUACAAGGCAAAUCGUGUUGGCGUGUAAAAGACAGUUUGCAAUCAGAGGUUGCUCUGCUGGUAUAAAACUAAAACCUGGAUCGAUACAGAACGCAACAAAAAGUGAACGCGAAGAUACCUAACUAAAUAGUCACAAAACAAGUACAUCAUGAGGCUGGCAGAUCCUCAGAGACAACAUCUUCAAUAACAAGCGGUGAGCUAAAUGUUAUCCGGCGUCCUACUGGUUGUUCUGCCAGUCUUGCGUAACAAACACUGUCUGAUUCAUUUCCGACGUUUUGAUGGGCUAUUAGAGGUCUCCGAUUCGAGGGCACUGUUGCCAUUGACCGGAAACUCAUCCGAAGCUCGCUUUCUAGAUGUGCCAACAUGGAGUACAGCGGUGUUGGGCCCCGAAGAGGGGGAGGGUGGCCGAAGCUUCUGUUGUUGAGUGUUGGGAAUUGGGACCGAUGGCCGACAACCGUUCAUUAGGCUGUGUGUUAAAGGUUCCAACUGAAGCAAGGCAGUAACCUUUGCAAGUUUUUGCCCUUCGGAUAAAAUAUCAAGACAAGACCGCAGUCCCUUCAAACACCACUGCCGUUCGAGCCAGGAAAGGAGGUGACGAUUCCAGAA